UCUCACGAUCUUCGAAUGCUUCUUUCUCUUCUUGAAUCUGUGAAGAAUUCCUCUCAAACCCUCGUCUUUGAUCGGAUCUGAGAGUGCCUUUGGGGAUCUCUCCCCACUCUCUUCAACGCAUAUGGCGUUCAUGGCGGUCCUUGAGUCCGAUCUGCGAGCACUCUCCGCGGAGGCCCGCCGGAGGUACCCAGCCGUGAAGGACGCCGCCGAGCACGCGAUCUUGAAGCUACGUUCUCUAUCUAGUCCAAGUGAAAUUGCUCAAAAUGAGGACAUAUUGAGGAUGUUUUUGAUGGCUUGUGAUGUCAAAUCAGUAAAGCUGAGUGUUCUUGGACUCUCCUGUUUGCAAAAGCUCAUAUCGCAUGAUGCUGUUUCAUCGAGUUCUCUAAAAGAAAUACUGUGCACAUUGAAAGAUCAUGCAGAAAUGACGGACGAGACUGUACAGCAUAAAACCCUACAAACUAUUUUGAUUAUAUUCCAGUCAAAGUUACAUCCUGAAAGUGAGGACAACAUGGCUCAAGCAUUAGGCAUAUGCCUCCGGCUCCUUGAAAGUUCACGGUCCUCUGACAAUGUGCGGAAUACUGCUGCAGCUACAUUUAGGCAGGCAGUUGCUUUGAUAUUUGAUAAUGUAGUUUCUGCUGAGUCACUGCCCGCGAUAAAAAUCAGUCCUAGCAGUCAGAUUUCUCGCACCAGUUUUGUCACUGAUGAUGUUAGUCGUAGCAUCACUCACUCAAUGUCACUGGAGAGUGAGUUUGUUUCUGGGCGAGCAGCAGUACAGGGAACUCUCACUAAAACUGGGAAACUUGGGCUUCGUCUACUUGAGGACCUGACAGCUCUUGCAGCUGGUGGAUCUGCUACCUGGUUGAGGGUUAUGGCUGUUCAACGAACAUUUGCUCUGGAUAUACUCGAAUUCAUUCUAUCCAAUUAUACCCCCAUAUUCUGCUCACUUGUUUCUUAUGAACAGGUAUUGCGCCACCAAGUCUGUUCACUUCUUAUGACUUCUCUUCGGACCAAUGUUGAGGUAGAAGGUGAAGCAGGGGAACCGACCUUCCGCCGCUUGGUCCUGCGUUCGGUGGCGCACAUUAUCAGGCUUUACAGUUUGUUUCUAGUGACAGAAUGUGAGGUUUUCCUUAAUACACUGAUAAAAGUAACUUGCCUAGAUUUGCCACUAUGGCAUCGGAUUCUUGUUCUUGAAGUCCUGAGGGGCUUUUGUGUAGAAGCACGGACAUUACGUCUUCUUUUUCAGAAUUUUGACAUGGACCCAAACAAUACUAAUGUGGUGGAGAAUAUGGUCAAAGCACUUGCACGUAUUAUUUCAACAAUUCAGGUUUUCCUUUUUAUUACCCUUCCUUUCUUUUUGUAUUUGCUUCAUUUGAUUAUUUCUCUAUUCUGCUCUCAUGUUGCUCAAUAUGGAUUUGAUUUUGCCAGGGUUAUGUGUAUUGAAUUGAUUACAGAAGGGGAAAGUGUCUUGGAAGUUCUUAGCAACCUGGCCUUUGGUCAUGAUAGACAUGAUCUCACAUUUUCUAGGAUAUAA
Dioscorea cayenensis subsp. rotundata (Guinea yam) is the source of this 1531-nucleotide messenger RNA. Its product is annotated as protein MON2 homolog. The coding region runs from base 122 to 1531 and encodes 469 amino acids. The record is from RefSeq and is a predicted model, not a curated record. The transcript is spliced from 15 exons. Lineage: Eukaryota; Viridiplantae; Streptophyta; Magnoliopsida; Dioscoreales; Dioscoreaceae.